GGAGGCGCAAACAUGACAAAACUAAUAAAUUUAUUUUUAUUUUUGACAAUAAUCGCUUUGGCAUUAGCGAGGUCAGCAAAUUAUUUUCAAAAUAAUAAUUUAUUGAAGAGGAUAAACUCUAGACGUGGUGGUUUGGGUCAGAAAAUCGGUUUUGGGCAAACAGAUUUCGUCAAACCAGAUUGCGUAAUCAAUUUUAUUAAAAAGAUCGUUGGUUCUGGAAUUCAUUUCGAUCAGGAACCAGAUUUAAGUAGAGUCAUUGAAGGAACUAUGGCUUACUUUGAAAAGUUUUUCAAAAUGGGAUAUGUGAUGAACAAUGCGUUCCAGGCAAAGAAAUCAAAUAAAAGAUUAUUUGGAAUUUUAAAAGAUGAUAAGGAAGCUGAAUUCGCUGAGGAUAUUGCUGUGAUUUGGGAUGAAUUCUUCCAAACUAUGGGUGACAUAUUCAAUGUAGAAGCAUCAGAAAUAAGAAAAGAUUUUCCAGAACUUACACAAUUUGUUCCAAAUCCACAAAAUAUUUUUCCUUCUAUCAAACGACAGAACUGGAAGAGAACUGACUGCAACAAGCAUUCUCACGAUCGCUCAAAAAUUAUUUCCAAGUUACUUGAAAUUCGAAAACAAAAAACUAAACCAAUAUCACCAAAAUGGGAAACUUUAGGAAGAAAAUUAAACUUUUUGUCUAACAAAGACAAUUUCCAUGAUGAAAUUGGAAUUUAAAAAUU
Chironomus riparius is the source of this 716-nucleotide messenger RNA. Lineage: Eukaryota; Metazoa; Arthropoda; Insecta; Diptera; Chironomidae. The record is from the annotation of a GenBank genome assembly.